AUGGCCGGCGGCGGCCUGGGAGCCAGCGGUGCCGACGGCCUAGAGCUCAGCCUCCGCCUCGGGACCCCGACGCCGGCGCCGGCGCCGGCACCGAGGAAAAACCUCACGAUCGUCUACGACCGGCGCGUGCUGGGCGCCGUCGACGUGGUCGAGCUGCAGGCAAUUGCGAUCAUAUCAACGGCGAGCAGGGAAACGGCGGGGAAGAAGAUCGCUGGCGCGUACGACGACGGCGGCAUUGAGCACAUCGACCGCCUGGGCAACAAGUGGAUGCCAACGCCGGCUUCUCCUGACCAGGGCGGUAUCUUUGCGCCGCUGCCGUUGCUCGGCGACCAGGCGGGGCUGUCGAUGAAGCGCUCGCUCCAGCGGUUCCUCGAGAAGCGCAAGGCCAGGACCGCAUCGCCGUACGACAUGCACCGGCCCGCGCGGCCGCCGAGAUAUUGA
Molecule: messenger RNA, 441 nt
Organism: Lolium rigidum
Lineage: Eukaryota; Viridiplantae; Streptophyta; Magnoliopsida; Poales; Poaceae
Product: protein TIFY 5-like
Exons: 1
Coding region: 1-441 (146 amino acids)
Biological process (GO): regulation of defense response; response to wounding; regulation of jasmonic acid mediated signaling pathway
Cellular component (GO): nucleus
Source: RefSeq, a predicted model, not a curated record